GAGCAUUAUUCAGUGGAAGCUCUCACGCUCUGCCUCUGCGUCUGCCUCUCUCCCCACGACGCCCGGGCCGGCGACGAAGCCGGAGCUCCACUCCCGAGACGAUGUCGGCCGCCGCCGGCGGCAGCUCCUCCUCGUCCUCCACUCCAGCGCCGCGGUUGGAAGGAAAGGUUGCGCUGGUUACCGGCGGCGCCUCCGGUAUCGGCGAAGCCAUCGUCCGCCUCUUCAGACAGCACGGCGCCAAGGUUGGCAUAGCGGACAUCCAGGAUGAAGCCGGGCAGCAGCUCCGCGACUCCCUCGGAGGCGACCCCGAUGUCCUGUUCGUGCACUGCGACGUCACCGUGGAGGAGGACAUAAGCCGGGCCGUCGAUGCGGCGGCUGGGAAGUUUGGCACCCUCGACAUCAUGGUCAACAAUGCCGGCAUUACAGGCGACAAGGUUACCGAUAUCCGGAACCUCGACUUUGCUGAUGUCAAGAAGGUGUUCGACAUCAACGUGCACGGCAUGCUUCUCGGCAUGAAGCACGCGGCGCGUGUCAUGAUCCCGAACAAGAAGGGAUCCAUUGUGUCGUUGGCGAGUGUUGCCAGUGUCAUUGGAGGGAUGGGGCCUCACGCAUACACCGCGUCGAAGCACGCGGUGGUGGGUCUCACCAAGAGUGUGGCAUUGGAGCUGGGGAGGCAUGGCAUACGGGUGAACUGCGUGUCCCCCUACGCCGUGCCCACAGCGCUCUCCAUGCCGCAUUUACCCCAAGGAGAGCAGAAGGGUGAUGCAGUGAGGGACUUCCUGGCCUUUGUUGGCAGUGAGGCAAACCUGAAAGGUGUUGAUCUGCUGCCGAAGGAUGUCGCCGAGGCGGUGCUCUACCUGGCGAGCGACGAGGCGAGGUACAUCAGCGCGCUCAACCUCGUGGUCGACGGCGGAUUCACCUCCGUGAAUGGCAACCUGAAGGCGUUUGAGGACUAGUUGAAGUCUUUAGCUGCAUUUGUUACUUGGUAUCUGAAAGCAUUUGAGUACCAUUUCUGAUUUGCCUGUGUUAGCAUGUCAAUAAGGUGGGUGAUCAUGUGUAAAAUUGGAUAAUUAUUCUAUAUUAGUGCUUAAGGACAGUCUUGAUUAUUAUUGAUAUUACUCUGUUGAACCUGUUGGGUGUGUUAGGACCUUGUGUAACAUUCAGUUAAGAGUUUCAUAAAGACUUCUGUGGCAGUAUAUCUGCGAAAUAGUAGAAA
Messenger RNA from Triticum dicoccoides, 1216 nucleotides. RefSeq names its product zerumbone synthase-like. The transcript has 2 exons. The record is from RefSeq and is a predicted model, not a curated record. Lineage: Eukaryota; Viridiplantae; Streptophyta; Magnoliopsida; Poales; Poaceae. Gene Ontology annotation, biological process: abscisic acid biosynthetic process. Gene Ontology annotation, cellular component: cytosol. The coding region runs from base 102 to 956 and encodes 284 amino acids. Gene Ontology annotation, molecular function: xanthoxin dehydrogenase (NAD+) activity.